GGUCUCGGCUGUUAAAUUGCGCUGUCGCUAUAUGGAAUUGCAUAUUCCCUCUCCGAUAGAAUUAAUAGAAAAAAGUAGCUAAACCGCUUAAUUCUGAACACCAGAAUUAGCUUCGGUGUGUUCGUUCCUGGUCGAAAUAAAUGGUUUGUGUUUUUCCCAAAGAAAAACGUCAUAGGUGAAAAAUCAUGCCUUUCGGUAACACCCUCAACAAGCUGAAGAUGAACUACUCCGCGGAGCAGGAGUACCCCGACCUGAGCCAGCAUAACAACCACAUGGCCAAGGUGCUCACUCCAGAGAUGUACGCCAACUUGCGGGACAAGGAAACUCCAACUGGAUUUACAGUGGAUGAUGUCAUUCAAACUGGGGUGGAUAAUCCAGAGGAAGUGGGUGUGCUUGGACCCAACCUGGUGGCAGCAAUGGUUAAUCUAUCGCCUGCAAUGCAGGGCAGUCCCAAAACAGUACAGGGGAAGUUUAGGCAUAAACUGAAAAUACCAAAAAUACCAGGCUUUGUGCGACGUCAACGGAGCCCCAAUCCCAUAGAGGAGAGCAAUCCUCCUCAAACAGAUGUGGUUUUGGACUUUAUGGAGAACCUGAAGGAAAAUCGCUUGGUGGAGGCUUGCCAGCAGUUGCUCUUGCGAGAGGACAAGCUCUUUGGCCAAGAAACCGUGAUGAUAGAGGGGUUGGUUCAGGUUUGCAACGAGGACGAUGAAGACACGCUCCAAAAAGACUAUGAAACCCUGCUGCUCCACUUAUGGAUGGCAGUUCACACCACCUUUAGUCCCAGACCCUCAGGAGAACACCUAGAGAUACUUCGGAGUGCGGUGGAAACCAUAACGCUGCUGGAAGAGAAGGACCAGCAAUGGGAAGGGCGGCCCGAGGGCAGCAGCGAGGCCCCCGUGUGGCGGCCACACCAGUGCCGGCACACCCACGACAACCUGCUUGAAAAAAUUGUGGAUACUCAAAUGAGGAAUGUGGCCGUGGAGGAGGACAAUAUUAGUGUUAGCAGUGUGGACAACCUGUCAACGUCCAUGAAAAGGGAGGUAUGUAGGAUGGGCAAGCGUCUGAAGGAGGACGUUCUCAGGGUGGCCAGGGACAUAAGGGACUGCUACCCCCCAGACUUUGACGUGUGCAACUUGUAUGUGAGACUUUACCAUCAGAAGUUCUCAGCAAGGUUAACAGAACUGGCCCGCUCUGGGCUCGAUGUGGAUGACUGUAACUACCUCCUCUGCUGGGUGAACAAUUACUAUCCAAAUGACAUCUUAAAACACAAAGACCUUGAGGGGCACAUCAACAUGGAGUCUUUGGGAACUCUUUUAUCUGAGAAGGAUCUCACAACAUUGGAGGAGCAGUAUCUACUACAAAAAGAGAGUAGAGUCAGGACCUGGUUCUCCAAUGCUCUCAGUAAGGAGGAGGAGGGUUGGCUCAGUGGAAAGAGUCCAGAACUCAUUGACGGAUACUGCUUCUGUCCUCUGGCCAUUGACAUCAUACAGGCUGUUGAUGGGGCCAUGAGAGAGGCCAGGACUAUUCUGGGCAGUAAGGCUAAAGCCCAGAGAAUCCUGCAUCAGCUGGACAGCUUCUUGAUAAGCUAUAAGGGCUCUCUUGAAGAAUUUGUGAAGAGAACAGGGGAGAACACUCAGACAGUCGUGAAAGCUAACCUGGUUAGCAUCGAACAAUUCAGAGACUUCAUAGUGGGAAGAGAGGAGUCCAUCCCAGAAGAGAUCAGGACAAGCUGUAUGUCCACAUUGGCAGACCUGAGAGACUGUGGCUAUGGAUACUUCACCAGCCCCAUACAUGAGGAGCUCAGGGUGCAGUACCAUAGGCUGUGGACACAGGCCUGGUUUACUGGGGGUCAUAUGGUACUGGAUGAAGUUCUGGGAACACUGGACAGACACAUGCAGCAAUUCACAGACCUCAAACCCAUUUGUAUGGAGGAGCUGCUGGGCCGGCUGCACAUGGAAAUGAUGGUGGAGUAUGUGAAGAGGAUGAUGAAGAGGAAGAUGAGACUGAAGGACAAGGAGCAGCAGGAGGCAGCAGCCAAAUUACUGGCUGAAGACAGCAGCAAACUGAGCACCUACUUUACUGAGGCGGGGUCCAAAAUAUGCUGGCUGAGUGAGGUCCUCCCUAAAAUGGCGGAGGUGGUCAGACUGCAGGACCCAGGAAGCAUCCAGCUGGAGAUCGUCACCCUGGCUAGGGACUUCCCAGACCUUAGUUGGAGACAUAUUUCGGCUCUGCUUUCCCUCAAAGCCAACCUAUCCACUGCUGAUGUCCACGGCAUCAAAGAGAGCCUGGUAGAGAACCGGCCCACGGUCACCACCUGCAAUACCAUCCCACCAUUCUUCUCCAAGGUCCCAGCGGGCAAAACUUGGACCAUGUGCAGACCGGCGUGCAUCUGUUAUGGGGGAAGGGGGUAUUCAAGCCAGGAUUAGACAUUGGGCAAUCCACCCAUUUUGUCGCUCCUCUCGAAUGGCUACAACGGUACUGUAUGCACAUUCACUUAGCAAGUCUACUCUUGUGUAGGUGAGUGUACAAGUGGAAGGGGAUAGAUGUCUAUGUGUGGGUGGGGACAUGUGCAUCCCACAAUUGUGAUUAAAUAAUAUCUGCCUGCCUAAAUGUUGAUUCUCUAUUAGCGGUUCCUUUGUCAAAGGUCGCUAUCUUUUUGGAGGAAGUUCUAUCAAUCUAAUGUGAAAGGAAUUAAGGCAUUAGAUAUAAAAUAUAUAUACAGUGCUUUCGGAAAGUAUUCAGAGCCCUUGACUUUUUCUACAUUUUGUUAAGUUACAUUACAUUUUUUCCUCAUCACACACAAUACCCUAUAAUGACAACUAUAACCCUAUAAUGACAACUAUAACCCUAUAAUAAAACGAAAACAGGUUCAGACAUUUUUGCAAAUGUAUUAAAAAUAAAAAACAGCUUAUUUACGUAAGUUUUCAGACCCUUUGCUAUGAGACUCAAAAUUGAGCUCAGGUGCAUCCUGUUUCCAUUGAUCAUCCUUGAGAUGUUUCUACAACUUGAUUGGAGUCCUCCUGUGGUAAAUCCAAUUGAUUGGACAUGAUUUGGAAAGGCACACACUUGUCUAUAUAAAGUUGCCACAGUUGACAGUGCAUGUCAGAGCAAAACCCAAGCCAUGAGGUCCAAGCAAUUGUUGGUAGAGAUCCGAGACAGGAUUGUGUCGAGGCACAGAUCUGGGGAAGGGUACCAAAAACAUUCUGCAGCAUUGAGGGUCCCCAACAACACAGUGGCCAUGAUUCUUAAAUGGAAGAAGUUUGGAACCACCAAGACUUUUCCUAGAGCUGCCCCCCGCCAAACUAGGCAAUCAGGGGAGAAGGGCCUUGGUCUGGGAGGUGACCAAGAACCCGAUGGUCACUCUGUCAGAGCUCUAGAGUUCCUCUGUGGUGAUGGGAGAACCUUCCAGACAGAAUUCAAUCCUCAGUAAAAGACACAUGACAGCCCGCUUGGAGUUUGUCAAAAGGCACCUAAAGACUCUCAGACCAUGAGAAACAAGAUUGAACUGAAGAACCAAAAAAGGACCUGAGGCUGUAAUCACUGCCAAAGGUGCUUCAAAAAAGUACUUAUGUAAAUGUGAUAUUUCCGUUUAGUUUUUUUAUACAUUUGCUAAAAUGUAUUAAAACCUGUUUUUCCUUUGUCAUUAUGUGGUAUUGUGUGUAGAUUGAUUGAGAGGGGAAAAAAAACAAUUGAAUCCAUUUUAGAAAUUGGCUGGAAGGUAACAACAUGUGGAAGGAUUUUACGAAUGUAGUACAACUGUUGGUGAAAGGGUUAGAACUGCGUUCUGCUGCAAGUGACACUUUAUGCUCUUCAAGGGACAGGUCCCAACUUCGUAUGGGCCCUAGGAUCCAUGUGUACGGGGGUGGUCUUCUCGUGACAGGGAAAAUUUCCCUACCUGGGAUGGGGACGUUUUUUUCCGGGAGGGAAAAUGGAAGACAACAUAGAUGGAGCAGUAUGUGUAGCAGGGUAUCUAUCAUGGUACAUCUAUGUGGAUAAUGGACAGGCAUUGAUUAUGGUGGUACUGGUAAGUAUGGAUAAGUAUCUCAAAAUGGUGGUAAGGACAGUGGUAUCUCAAAAUGGUGGUAAGGACAGUGGUAUCUCAAAAUGGUGGUAAGGACUGUGGUAUCUCAAAAUGGUGGUAAGGACUGUGGUAUCUCAAAAUAUAACCUACAGUUGAAGUUUAUGUACACCUUAGCCAAAUACAUUUUAAACUCCGUUUUUCACAAUUCCUGACAUUUAAUCCUAGUAAAAAAAAAUCCCUGUCUUAGGUCUGAUAGUAAUCACCACUUUAUUUUCAGAAUGUGAAAUGUCAGAAUAAUAGUAGAGAGGAUGAUUUAUUUCAGCUUCUAUUUCUUUCAUCACAUUCCCAGUGCAUCAGAAGUUUACAUACACUGAAUUAGUAUUUGGUAGCAUUGCCUUUAAAUUGUUUAACUUGGGUCAAACGUUUUGGGUAGCCUUCCACAAGCUUCCCACAAUAAGUUGGGUGAAUUUUGGCCCAUUCCUCCUGACAGAGCUGGUGUAACUGUCAGGUUUGUAGGCCUCCUUGCUUGCACACACUUUUUCAGUUCUUCCCACAUAUUUUCUAUAGGAUUGAGGUCAGGGCUUUCUGAUGGCCACUCCAAUACUUUGUUGUCCUUAAGCCAUUUUGCCACAACUUUGGAAGUAUGCUUGGGGUCAUUGUCCAUUUGGAAGACCCAUUUGCGACCAAGCUUUAACUUCCUGACUGAUGUCUUGAUGUUGCUUCAAUAUAUCUACAUAAUUUUCAUCCCUCAUGAUGCCAUCUAUUUUGUGAAGUGCACCAGUCCCUCCUACAGCAAAGCACCGCCACAACAUGAUGCUGCCACCCCCAUGCUUCACGGUUGGGAUGGUGUUCUACGGCUUGCAAGCCUCCCCCUUUUUCCUCCAAACAUAACGAUGGUCAUUAUGGCCAAACAGUUCUAUUUUUGUUUCAUCAGCCCAGAGGACAUUUCUCCAAAAAGUACGAUCUUUGUCCCCAUGUGCAGUUGCAAACCGUAGUCUGGCUUUUUUAUGGCGGUUUUGGAGCAGUGGCUUUUUCAAUGCUCAGCGGCCUUUCAGGUUAUGUCGAUAUAGGACUCGUUUUACUGUGGAUAUAGAUACUUUUGUACCUGUUUCCUCCAGCAUCUUCACAAGGUCCUUUGCUGUUGUUCUGGGAUUGAUUUGCACGUUUUGCACCAAAGUACAUUAACCUCUAGGAGACAACGCAACUCCUUCAUGAGCGUCUCCUUCCUGAGUGGUAUGAUGGCUGCGUGGUCCCAUGGUGUUUAUACUUGAGUACCAUUGUUUCUACAUACGAACGUGGAAUCUUCAGGCGUUUGGAAAUUGCUCCCAAGGAUGAACCAGACAUGUGGAGGUCUACAAUUCUUUUUCUGAGGUCUUUGUGGAUUUCUUUCAAUUUUCCCAUGAUGUCAGGCAAAGAGGCACUGAGUUUGAAGGUAGGCCUUGAAAUACAUCCACAGGUACACCUCAAAUGAUGUCAAUUAGCCUAAAGCCAUUACAUAUUUUUCUGGAAUUUUCUUCUUGCGUCGAGCAAUCCCGGAUCCGGGAUCCUAUUUAUAGCCUCAAGCUCAUUAGCAUAAUGCAACGUUAACUAUUCAUGAAAAUUGCAAAUGAAAUGAAAUAAAUAUAUUUGCUCUCAAGCUUAGACUUUUGUUAACAACACUGUCAUCUCAGAUUUUCAAAAUAUGCUUUUCAACCAUAGCUAAACAAGCAUUUGUGUAAGAGUAUUGAUAGCUAGCAUAGCUAUAAGCCUAGAAUUCAGCCAGCAACAUUUUCACAAAAACAAGAAAAUCAUUCAAAUAAAAUAAUUUACCUUUGAAGAACUUCAGAUGUUUUCAAUGAGACUCGGUUACAGAGGAAAUGUUCAGUUUAAAAAAUAUAUAUUAUUUGUGUAGGACAAAUCGCUCCGUUUUGUUCACGUUUGGCUAUGAAAAAAAACCUGUAUCCAGUUAUAGCCUCAAGCUCAUUAGCAUAACGUAACGUUAACUAUUUAUGAAAAUCGCAAAUGAAAUGAAAUGAAUGUGCUAGCUCUCAAGCUUAGCCUUUUCUUAACAACACUGUCAUCUCAGAUUUUCAAAAUAUGCUUUUGAACCAUAGCAAAACAAGCAUUUGUGUAAGAGUAUUGAUAGCUAGCGUACCAUUUAGCAUAGCAUUUAGCGGGCAACAUUUGCACAAAAACCAGAAAAGGAUUCAAAUAAAAUCAUUUACCUUUGAAGAACUUUGGAUGUUUUCAAUGAGGAGACUCUCAGUUCCAUAGCAAAUGUUCAGUUUUUCCUGAAAGAUUCUUUGUGUAGGAGAAAUCACUCCAUUUUGUACAUCACGUUUGGGUACCAAAAAAAAACGAAAAUUCAGUCAUCAAAACGGCGAACUGUUUUCCAAAUUAACUCCAUAAUAUCGACUGAAACACGGCAAACGCUGUUUAGAAUCAAUCCUCAAUGUGUUUUUCACAUAUCUCUUCAUUGAUAUCGUUCAUGGUAGUCUACUUUCUCCGGUGAAUCACUUGGAAAAAGGCAUGCAGUUGAAGGGAGGACACCGUGCGGACACCAAUUUCGAGGGAGGACACCGUGCGGACACCUGGCAAAUGUAGUCUCUUAUGGUCAAUCUUCCAGUGAUAUGCCUACAAAUAUGUCACAAUGCUGCAGACACCUUGGGGAAACGAUAGAUCGGGCAUUCCUUGCGCAUUCCUUGCGCAUUCACAGCCAUAUAAGGAGAAAAUCCUGCUCAUUUCCUGGUUGAAGUUUCAUCUUGGUUUCGCCUGUAGCAUCAGUUCUGGGGCACUCACAGACAAUAUCUUUGCAGUUUUGGAAACGUCAGUGUCGUCUUUCCAAAGCUGUCAAUUUUGUGACAAAAUAUUAAAACGGGCACGUUUUUUUUAUCCAAUAAUGAAAUAGUGCCCCCAUAGAUGUAACAGGUUAAAGGCACAGUCAACUUAGUGUAUGUAAACUUCUGACUCACUGGGAUUGUGAUACUGAAAUAAUCUCUGUAAGCAAUUGUUGGAAAAAUGACUAGUGUCGUUUUUAAAGUAGAUGUCCUAACUGACUUAUGAUCCUACUGAAAAACAAUCUAGAUAUUUAGGUGCAAUCUGUUAAAAUAGAUCCUCAAGGAAGCUGGAUUGCCUUGAAUAUACUACUUGAUGAUGAAUCGAUGUGGCGCAUCUAGGCCCUCAUUGUAAACAAGAACCUGUUCUUAACGGACUUUUCUAGUUAAAGGUUCAAUGAAAAUUAAUAAAAUAAAGUAUAUAAGGACGGUAUCAUGUUUAUGAAUGACAUUGUAAACAAGGACACUAAAAUGUUGUCACCCAAGCAAUUAAGAAAGGUGUAUGGAGAUGUAUGCUCAAUACAAAAAUAUAACCAACUCAAUCACAACUCUGCCACAAAUGGAAGAGGCAAUUACUCAAAAGAGAAAGGAAUUAAUUAGUUUGUCUGCAGCCAAUCCAAAACCAUGCAUAGCUUAAAAUAACUUGUAUAAAAGGUUGAGAGCUUUGAGAACUAUACCGCAUAAAAUUCAAGAUAAUUUCAACAGAUUUGAUGUCCCAAUAUCAUGGCAUCGGGAUUAUGAACUGAUAUGCAAAUCAACAAGACACAUCAUUCUGUUAUUUUCAGUUUGAACUAUUAUAUAAAAUUCUUGCCAAUAAAAAAGAAUCCUAAAUAUAUGGGGUGUUGAACAGUCAGCCCUGCAUGUGCAGACUGCAACAAAGAAACAGAAUCAAUAGAUCAUCUCCUUUGGUGCUCUCCUUCAGUGGCUUGGUUUUGGAAUCAUGUCCAGGAGUGGUUGGUGACUCAAUGUCAGUGUUCAGAUUAAUUAAACUGUACUCUACGCUGCUGAAUUAAACUUGACUGUUCUGUACUCUACUGUAUUAUACUAUACUGUAGCAUGCCAUACUGUAGUCUACUGUAUUCUACUGAAUAAAACUCUGCUGUCCUGAA
This is a messenger RNA of Oncorhynchus masou masou (cherry salmon), 7943 nucleotides long. RefSeq names its product tumor necrosis factor alpha-induced protein 2-like. Gene Ontology annotation, biological process: exocytosis; exocyst localization. The record is from RefSeq and is a predicted model, not a curated record. Gene Ontology annotation, cellular component: exocyst. The coding region runs from base 186 to 2426 and encodes 746 amino acids. The transcript is spliced from 13 exons. Gene Ontology annotation, molecular function: kinase activity; SNARE binding. NCBI's taxonomy places the organism in Eukaryota, Metazoa, Chordata, Actinopteri, Salmoniformes, Salmonidae.